Sipha flava (yellow sugarcane aphid) is the source of this 426-nucleotide messenger RNA. RefSeq lists its product as uncharacterized. The transcript has 4 exons. The record is from RefSeq and is a predicted model, not a curated record. The coding region runs from base 1 to 426 and encodes 141 amino acids. Lineage: Eukaryota; Metazoa; Arthropoda; Insecta; Hemiptera; Aphididae.
AUGGAUUCAGUUGAUUUAUUGGCGGCCAACAAAAUAAAUGCUGACGAUGAAAUAGAUGAACCUCCACAGCCAAUCCGUGGUAAUAAAAUUUCUAAGAAAAACAAAAAAAAGAAUAAAAAUCAGCAAGAUUUGGAAGAUAAAUUUACAGCUGAUGAUGUCAAUACAGAAGAAAAUAUGAUUACACCACCACCAUCAGAUGAAGAAGAUAUCAAUAAACCAAUAAAAGUUACAACAGGGAAAUUGUCAAAAAAAAAAAACAAAAGGAAAAAAAAAUUUGAUUUGGAGGAUGAUGACGACGAUACAGAAUCAUUUGAAAAUAAUAUUGGUCAAGUCGAUCAUGAUUCUAAUUCUGAAGAUAAUAAACAACCUGUCUUGGACUUCGACAAUAACCAAGAAGCUGUAGAAGAUGUUGAUAAUACUGCUUAA